AUGGCCUCCCAGGGCCCGGCUGCUGAUUUAGCUGUGGCGGGGACACAUUUGAACAUCUCCUCGGUACUUAGCAGCUUGGGAAGAUAUCACCAAGCUCUGCGACAUGCCCAGGGGGCCUUGAAACUCCUCAAUGCACUACGCGCUCACAGCGGGGCUCGUCGAUCGAAGGAUGAGCAAAUCGUUUUACUCACCACCACGGCGACAGCCACGCACAGUGUUGGUGCUCAACUGGAACAUCUCAACAGGAGGAGAGAAGCCUUGGCUGCCUACCGGAGGGGUCUUCGUGUAGGUCAGCAUAAUACUACAAGUGCCGAGCUCCUCGUGGCCUGUUAUCCUCAGCAUGCCGUGGAGCAUCUUCCUCCUCAUGCCGAUAUCGUACAGGCCCUCACUGAGGCUUGUGAACAGCUGUCAGGAAAGGAAGGUUCGAGGACUCGUAUGCACAGCAAUUCUACGACAAACGCUUCGCCCACCGUCUCCUUGGGUGCACCACUGACGACGACCCGUAGCGCCCUUCGUGCUCCGCUGUCUCAAACGCGAGAUCAAUCGGAUGGGCUAGGUCUACAUAGUAGGAGUUCGCAAAACCUACCUCCCUUCAUUUUCAACAGCGGAGCUCGACCCAAAUCUUGUGAAGGGAAGCGAGACCUGCCUCCCUUGGUGUUCACCGGGGAGCAUCCUCCCCGACCAGCGGGCCAGGGUGGGUAUUCGCCUCAUCCUAAUCUCGUAUUGAGAGAUGAUGACAUCACUCACGCCAUUACGCUCAUCCAACGGGCAUUCCGGAAGUUCGCUCAGCGAACGGAUCUGAUGCGGCCAAAGUUCCGAACAACGCACAAGCCUCGUGUCGGGACGAAGUACGAAUUCAAGGGUGUCAAUAAUGAAUACAGCCAGGCCCCAGGGGUAGGAGUUCACUUGCCCGCCGAUAUAGCAUGCUUGCCAGUACUGGGCCUCUUUGAACAACUGAAUAAAUUGGCCGAAACACUGCCAGAGAAAGUCGCGCAGUUGAUAGACAAGCACGAGCAUGACUUCAUGCUGUCUUAUAAAUCACAUAUGUCAACCGUUCAGCAGAAUUUCCGAGAAUGGAAAUUGAAGGCAGAGACGGAGGAUGAUAAAGUGCGUCGAGACAAGAGGGUGAAGGAACUUGAGGGAGAGCUCAAAUGGUUCAUGUCUGAAGCACUCAGAUUGGAAGCUCUUUCUAAAGACUACCACAAGGAGGUUGGUACUUGGAAAACGCGUUUGAAUACUAUGCGUGAAGAAAGGAGGUAUUUGGAGGACCAGAUGAAGGCCUCUAAGAGACAGACUAAGGUUGAGAGAAUUCAACGUGCUGAUAGACGACUCCAGAACGUCACUGCUAUGGGAGGCGUUGGCCCGAUGGUUGAUGUGGCGCUAUCCCCUCUAGAGGAGGAAUAUCUCACUAAGACCAAAGAGUUAGAGAAGGAGCUCGAGGGCUUGAGACGCACCAACGAGGAGUUGCAGGAAAUAGCCAACCGUCGACAUGUUCGCCGAGCUGAGCUUGAGGAGUACUUCCUUGCUUGUAUUGAGGGAGCUCGCAAGGACGCCUUGAGACGGAAGUACACCGGACAAGAGUCAGCCGCUGAUACACAACAAGGGAUUAUUGACUCGCUGGUCACAAGCGAAGAAGAGAAGUCCUUGGCAAUGCGAGCGGAAUUCGAGGAGCUCGAGGGGAAGCGACGCAAACUGGCCGCGAAUUUGGAAGAGCUUGAGGCGGCCGACCCGAACAAGAUCAAGCAACAGAGUGAACUCGAGAACUCAUCCACUGAAGCAGCAUCUACGACCGAUUCGCUAAGGUUCAUCGCGUCGCGGGGGAAUAUGAGUGAAGAAGAAGUUGACAAGGAAUUCGGGAUUGACCCUAGUAUAUUCGAUUGA
Perkinsus marinus ATCC 50983 is the source of this 1881-nucleotide messenger RNA. RefSeq lists its product as hypothetical. The transcript is spliced from 11 exons. NCBI's taxonomy places the organism in Eukaryota, Perkinsozoa, Perkinsida, Perkinsidae. Bases 1 to 1881 code for a protein of 626 amino acids. Gene Ontology annotation, molecular function: protein binding. The record is from RefSeq and is a predicted model, not a curated record.